Messenger RNA from Mangifera indica (mango), 819 nucleotides. RefSeq lists its product as uncharacterized. Bases 263 to 778 code for a protein of 171 amino acids. The transcript has a single exon. The record is from RefSeq and is a predicted model, not a curated record. Lineage: Eukaryota; Viridiplantae; Streptophyta; Magnoliopsida; Sapindales; Anacardiaceae.
UUAAAUUUCAUUCUUUUUUUUUUUUUAUGAUAUAGUAAGCCCUCUUUUUGAGUUAAAACUGGAAAGUUACUAAUGCUUCUUGAGUUGGAUAUGGCGAUUGAGGCCUUUUCCCCAUAAGUGAUACUGUGUUGUGUAAAAUAGCUAUCUUGUGUAUGUGGGUUGGCUACAAAGAUUGAAAUUUUGGUGGGAUUUUAAAAAUUUUGAAGCUUUAAUUAUUUUGUGUGUGAGAAGGUAAAUUCAAGUUAAGUUUGUAGGGCUUGCAAUGGAUCAUGUUGUUCGUGUAGAGAAAAUAUAUCUAAUUGAUCUUGAAAGUGGGUGUGUGGAUAGCGAAGAUGGUUCUAGGGAAGACAGUAUAUCUAGUGUUAAAAAGCAGGUGAAGAUGUUGCUAGCUAAAGUCUGUAGUCUUUUUAUGGAUGUGCGAAUGAAAGGUGAAGAUAAGGCAAGUUUAUGUAGCAACGUGUCAAGUACUAAUGGGGUUUCCUUGGAGAAUCUGAAGGGAGUGAGUAAAGAUGAAGAGGGGAAGAAAGCUUUUAAGGAGAAGAAAACAGAGUCCAGCAAUAGGAAGGCCCCAAAACGUCCCAAACCACCUAGAGGUCCAUCAUUGGAUUCUGCUGACCUGAAGCUGAUCCAAGAGAUUACUGAGAUUGCCAUGUUGAAACGGGCAAGGAUUGAGAGAAUGAAAGCCGCAAAACAGUCAUCACCUAAUAGCAACAUAUUAGCCAUGUUGUUCACUGUUCUCUUUUGUCCUGUGACUAUUUUUCAAGUUAACAACUUUUGAUAAAUUUGAGUUUGACUUAUGUGAGUUCAACAAUUGCAUAA